Messenger RNA from Tuber melanosporum (Perigord truffle), 3086 nucleotides. RefSeq lists its product as uncharacterized. NCBI's taxonomy places the organism in Eukaryota, Fungi, Ascomycota, Pezizomycetes, Pezizales, Tuberaceae. The coding region runs from base 1 to 2112 and encodes 703 amino acids. The record is from RefSeq and is a predicted model, not a curated record. The transcript is spliced from 4 exons.
AUGGCAGCAACACCUCUCGUCGCGGCGGCUGUCGCUCCAAGAACCGAACACAGUCCUGCGGAUCACCACCGAAAAAUCAUGAGAUCGAGAAGCCUUUCAAACCGGGAACAAAGACCUCCGGCGAACAAAAAAGUUAAACUCAUGACGAGCCCCUCGCAACAAGCUCCGAAGCCCGAAGGAACCGCUGUGUUCGCAGAUAUGCCGAGAGGCAUUGUCGGAGAAGGUGCUCAAACUACGUCUUCUGCGGGGCAACAGACUAAGGAUUGCACAGGCUCGGCAAAGGAUGCUGCUAAGAUAAAGGCAAUUCGCCAAACCCUCUCGGAACAAUUUGAUAUCGAGAUCCUCUUAAAGCAUAGGGAGCUGCGACUUAUCGAGCAGGAGAUAGCGAAAACUCAAGUUUGCAUUGAACAACUUCGUCGUUGCACCCUGAUCCCGUAUCACGCUGAGGUCUCACUGGACCCGGUUGCGCCCGGGGAGAAAUCCACAGAUACCGGUUGCCCGGAGUUUGCCCCACCUCAUUGGACGAUUACCAAUGGGCCUUAUACAAGGCAUUAUCAACAGUGGUUGCUUCCUGAUCCCAAAUUUGACGGAUAUGGACCUGAAGGACCACCACAGGCGGUACAAAGAGGUGGAAAGAGUCUCAGGAGCCAGGGUAUGCAUGAUUCAAGCCAGUCUUACACUGUCACAGGGCGGCCCCAGAGGCAGAGUGCAGCAAAGGUACAGCAAAGGGGUGCAAGUGCCACGGUGUGUACCUUCAACCGAAGCGAUGGCCAACUUGUUCGAAUGGAAUGCCGUGAUUGUCAACGCAGCAAUUUCAGCUCGGCGCAAGGUUUUAUCAACCAUUGCCGUAUUGCCCAUCAGCGUGAAUACAGCUCUCACGAUGCUGCUGCGUUUGACUGUGGCGUGGUAAUUGAUGAAGCUAUUGAGCAGCCAUUGAUUUCACCUGGCCCAACAACCCCACUUGAUGGGCCAUCUCGGAACACUCGACAAACACAACCUAAUCCAUUCAACACACCCUACGCUUCUUUUGGCUCCAGCAGGCGCAGCAGUGUGAUGGAAAACAGUUCGAUGCCCGAUCUGAUAAUUCCUACCACUCCUGUGCCUGUGACGCCUAAAUUAGUCACUCCGAGAGCUGCUCCCACCAUAGGUCAGAGAAAAGGUGGCGGCCGCCGAGCUGCUAUGACUACGCCAAAAACUCAGGAUCUGGAGAAAGAAGGUCUCCUGAAGAGAAAAAAUAUAAGCGUCAACCUGCAGCGAAUGGUAACGGAGGUUAAGAGCGGAAUGAUCAAUUGGGAUGAUGAUUCUGGCAGUGAAGCCGAAGCAGGUGCUGGUGAUAAAACGAGGAAGCAGGGUAUGAAUGUGGAUGCUCCGAUGUUGGAUGCCCCCGUUGGCCCAGGUCUGCGUGGGGGGGGUGUAGUAGAGUCGGCAGAGGCUGAGAAUAAACCGAGCACUACCAUUAUCGCGAUGAAUGUCGCUUUUCCGAGGAGCAGUGGUGCAAUGAGGCCGGCCGUCUCAGAGAAUGCCUCUGUCCCACCACCCAAGGGCACCAGGGUGCCUGCAGUGGCGUCACUGCAAGCGGGACCAACCUCUAAGAAGAAUGGCUUGUCGUUUUAUGGUAGGAUGGGGUUGGAUGGAGCCUGUGAUUCUGGAACCUCAUCGAGUGAUGAGGACGAUGGAUAUAAGAGCGAUGCGGAAGAGGAAAUGAUGGAAGUCGAGAGAUCGCCGCCUCUUUCCGAUGAGGGCCGGAUUCCAGGGUCCGUGCCCGAGCCCAGCGGAUUGAGAUAUGGAAAGGGGCCCCACACUCUGCCUCCCCUCACCUUCCAGGCUGUCAGCCCACCGGUCUCUCCGACCAACACCCGUGAGAUGGAGCUAGUGCCGACUAUUCCGGCUCAUCAGGAACAGCAGGUCACUGCGCUCUGCCAGCCUACACCCACCUCACCAGGGCUUUCGAGGCAGGUUCGGUUUGUUAUGCCCAGCGCUAGGAAAGUUGGAAGUAAUAAUCCGGGCGGUGUGUUGGAGAACGGGUUAGCGAAGAUGAAGUUUGCGAAUGCGGGAACCAUCAAGAAGCAUGGGGGGUUUAACGGGGUUAUGGAAGGGAGGAGAGUCAGCUAAGCUACGCUAGCUAGUCAAGCAUUGGGGAAAGUAGGGGAAGGGAGAAGCCAAAGGGGCCUGUCGUUCCAAUACCAGGAGGUGGGGAGAAAGCAUUUAAUGUGUCAAUAAGUUUUAUAUUGCUUUCUCGCUCCGUCCUCCCGAGCCUUCAUGCUUGUUUUCAUAUAACCCUGGAGCAGCCGAAGUUUGGUUUCUUGUUUUUUCCAUACUGGGUCUCUUCAUUAUCAUUUGCCCUGUCUCUCGUGUUUACAAAUGAUUGAUUUAGUUUGUCAAGCUUGGAUGGUAGAUUCUGUGUAGUUUUACGUCAUGUCUUGAACUCUUUUCUCAGUUUUCUCUUUUCCUUUUCAUUUCGCACCGUCCCCUCCUUACUCUCACCCUCUCUCAUCCUGCCUCUACUUCUUUACCCCCUACCCUUCUAACCGGAAAAAAGUAAAGGACUCCAUAGUUAGUUACCUAAAUAACCCCCCCCCCCCCCCUACCCCCCCUCCCACCACCUCCACCGUCAUCUCUCUUCCCCCCUCCGAGCUACAGCACAGUACUCACACCAGCAACAACGAGAAAAAAAAGGUCAAUCAGUCAAUCGAUCAAUGAUAUAAGCACACAUGAAUACAUAAUGUAUGUGUAGAGUACUCGGUUAUUACCAUCACUUUUGUCUCGUUUUGUCCCGUUUUUGUUUCACCGCGUGCGGGACGUUUUUGAAUUUGGUUUAACGCCCGAAUGAGGGAUAAUAAUUAUUUUGUAACCUAAUCGAUGAGUAGGGCGAUGGUAUUAUGUGGGUUUACGGAAGGAAGGAAUGGUUAUGGGGUGUAGCUGUGACUAUGGCUGUGGCUGCGAGGGGCAGGCUAGUCGUGGCAGCAGAUCAUAUUGGGGCUCCUGUAUUUGUAUACAUUUAUGCUGUGGUAAGGGUGUCGUAUGUAGGUGUAUGGGAGACGGUGGUUAGGUUGAGUUUAAUAAUGUGGAUUUUUGGGUUGCGUAAG